GUGAAGUGCGGGGCCGGGCCAGUGCGGGUGAUAGAAGGAUAGAGGUUUUCACCACCUUUCUAUCGCCGUCCUAACCUCUUUGUUGUUCGCACCCCACGGAUGUCCCGGUAUCUCCGUAGCCGUGCAGCUGGUGCAAUAAUCGAUUACCGGUGAUCUAAUCGCGCGUGAAACAAUAAUAUGAUGUCGCGGUCAGUGCGCGCAGAGACUCGUAGUCGUGCCAAGGAUGACAUUAAACGUGUGAUGCAAGUAGUUGACAAAGUUCGCCAUUGGGAAAAGAAAUGGGUCACAAUAGGUGAAACAACUAUGAAAAUUUAUAAAUGGGUUCCAAUCUCCAACCUUGAUCAGAAGAAAAAAGGAAAAAUAGUUUCUGAUAAGGAAAACGGUUUACCAAGAAAAGGAGGAAUAGAAUCAUCAAAUUCAAAUUUUGGACUUACGGAAGAUUCCAAUACGUGUUUCUCCACUGUUAGCGAUUCUCAAGGACUGACAGACUUCUCGGCACAUUUGGGCUUUUCAGAGGACUCUAAUUCGCAAAACAGCGAACCCGCACCUAAGAGAUUAAAGACUGACUAAUGUUCGAUUCACAGUUACAGCAUCACCGCCAACGUCGUGUAGAGAUUGACACAUUUAGGGAUCUAUCUCUUUCGUGAAUUUGCACUUAAUAAUUUUACGUUAAGUCAAAACCUCUCAACAUGGAUGAACCACAAGAAAAGUUUUUUCUUUUCUGUCUCAUCCAAAUUUAGUGAGAUAUAGAUAAUAUAUAAAUAUAUAUAUACAUAUAUAUAUACAUACAUAUACUUAUAUAAUACUACAAAUAGUAUCAAUCCUAUAAAAUGUUUUGAAUUACGUAUAAUGGAGUUUAUUUUUUUACAUAUGAAUUUAUUAUAAAUUUCCCCAUUGAAUUUAGAAAACUAGAAACAAUGAUCGGCUAAUCGAAUGGAUUUAAAAUUAGGCAAAUGCUCAAUCCGUUUAUGUAUGUAUGUAUAUUACUUUUAUACAUAAUUUUUUAGCCCCCAAGUCAAUCAUUUGUAACCAAUGCAUAUGUAGAGUAAGGAUCGGAUGCAAAUCUGAUCAUUAAAUUUUAAUUUCUAUACAUUGCAUGGAAGCGACGCGUGUAGACGCAGUCGACAAAUUCUGAGUUUUCCGAUCUAUAUUCUGUAUGUCUUAGUUUACGAGAGAUUGAUUUGAAAAAAAUUGAAGUUUGCGUGAAGGAAUACGAUUGUACCCGUUUGUCCGGGAACAAUAAAGUAACAUGUACAUUACAUGUAUCCUUACGAAAUUCUAGGGUAGAAGUUGUAAAAGUGACUUCGAGAAAAUUGAAAAAGACCCGAUAUUUUAUAUUCGCAGCGAUUGUGUAGUAACAUUGCAGUAUUAUUUUCUUGUAAAAUUGAAUAUUUUUUUCUCGCUAUAACGAUAUAUUGUUGCAUCGAAGAGUAUCCUUGCAGAAUACUCAAAUUGUGUUAUGACGAUGAGUUUUACAGUAAGUGCUGAAAAAAUGCAUACAUAUAUAUACACAUACAUAUAUUUUACCUUCAAACAAGGUUCACACUUUUAACAGUCUAAAAAUUAUUGUAUAUAUUUCGAAUAUUAAUUUUUUCAUUUAUUGAUACUAUAGAAGAAUUUGCAUUCCUCUCUACGUUACGUUAUAGCACCGUGACAUGUACAAAAUAAGCUUGGACUCGAAUACGAAUAAAAUAGUUGAAUGACCUCUUAA
Molecule: messenger RNA, 1711 nt
Organism: Monomorium pharaonis (pharaoh ant)
Lineage: Eukaryota; Metazoa; Arthropoda; Insecta; Hymenoptera; Formicidae
Gene: BCL7-like
Product: B-cell CLL/lymphoma 7 protein family member B
Exons: 4
Coding region: 178-570 (130 amino acids)
Source: RefSeq, a predicted model, not a curated record